Molecule: messenger RNA, 5215 nt
Organism: Dunckerocampus dactyliophorus (ringed pipefish)
Lineage: Eukaryota; Metazoa; Chordata; Actinopteri; Syngnathiformes; Syngnathidae
Gene: fam78ab
Product: family with sequence similarity 78 member Ab
Exons: 2
Coding region: 828-1682 (284 amino acids)
Source: RefSeq, a predicted model, not a curated record
ACCAGACACAGAGUGGGUGAACCUGCCGAGUGGCUGCGCAGCAAUGACAGCCUGCGAGGUCGCAACUUGGACUGAAACGCUACCUUCCUACCAGCUUGGUGACAGCUGACGCUUUUCACACUUUGUUUUUAAAGUUGUUUUUCACAUUUGACGCUAAAAGGGAUCCAUCCCACCGUGAAAUGAAAUGGGUGCUGAAGUGGACCCGGCAGUGUCCUUUGGAUGUUGCGCUGGUGCUCCGACCCAUACUGGACUUGGGUGUUUGCUGUGGCCACACUGCUUGUUUCUGCGUGGGAAAUGAGUCACCGUGGAAUGGAAGAAACAAAAAGAUAACGUUGUUUUUUUUUUUUUUUUACCUGAUCACUGUGAAAUGUUCCAUCCAGUGUUAUUUUCUUGGUAGACUACAUUUUUGCUUGUGUUUUUAUCUACUAUGCGUGGGUCUUUACAAAUCUGCACAUGAUUUGUUGAUAUGACAGACUUUUUUUUAUUGAUUUUUUCAUUAACUGAGCCCAGUGAGGAUUAAAAACAUCAGAUGGAGUAGUCCACUGUGAUGAAUAACACAACAGACUGGAAAUACACGGGUGGGGAAUUUUAUUUGAUUUUUUUUUUUAUGAUAAAGACAUCAAAUUGUUAUGAUUUUUCUAGCUUGCACGCUGCAGAUUGCAAGUUGAUGCAUGAUGCUAGACAUGCACGAUAGGAACGCAUGACCAGAAAUAAUAUCUUUUCAAAUUUCACCCUAUCUUUUUUUAUGAUAAAUAAAUGUAAAAGAAAAAAAAGGUUUUUUUGUUUUUAUCUUUUUGGUUUUUUGCACCAACUUUGCUCCUGUUCCCAUGCGUCUUUCCCCAACACAGGAUCUCCUGUGGACCGUGUUGUGGACUGUGUUGCUUCCCGAUGCGAUGGGCUGCAUCCAGAGCAUCAGGUGCAAGCCCAAGACUUUCCGUGACAGCAUCGCGGUCCUCGAAGUGAACACAUCUAUCGACUCCAACCCCACCAGCAUUGACGAGUCAUCUGGCGUGGUCCUGCGCUACCGGACGCCGCACUUCCGUGCCCAAGCCCGGGUCCUGGUGCCGCCAAUGGCCGGUAAAGAGACGUGGACCGUCGGCUGGAUUCAAGCUUGUAACCACAUGGAGUUCUAUAACACCUAUGGCAGCAAAGGGAUGUCCAGUUGGGAGCUCCCCGACCUCCGCGAUGGAAAGAUCCAGGCGAUCAGCGACUCAGAUGGCGUCAAUUACCCCUGGUACGGAAACACCACCGAGACCUGCACGAUCGUAGGUCCCACCAAGAAGGACAGCAAGUUCACCGUUAGCAUGAAUGACAAUUUCUACCCUAGCGUCACCUGGGGCGUGCCAGUCAGCGACAGCAACGUACCUCAGCUCAGCAGCAUCCAACGAGACCAGAGCUUCACUACCUGGCUGGUGGCCAUCAAUCAGGCCACCUCGGAGGCCAUCGUCCUGCAGACCAUCCACUGGAGGAUGCGGCUUCACAUACAGGUGGAUCCAGAGAAGCCUCUGGGUCAAAGGGCGGUUCUAACCGAGCCCGUGUCCCAAGAACAGCCGCAGAUCUUAGGCAAGAACGAACCCAUCCCAUCCAACGCCAUGGUCAAGCCCAACGCCAAUGAUGCACAGUUGCUUAUGUGGCGACCCAAGGUGGGUGACCCCGUGGUGGUCAUCCCACCCAAACACUGACCGCACGGACCUUGGAUACCGGAACAACUUGCUUUGUUGUCAUUGUUCAUGUUAAAAAUAGACACCAGCUCUGAUGACUUUAGGGACCGGGGUUAAAAAAACUGGACUGAACAAAAAAAAAAACAAAACACAACCAUUCUACCUUGAAACUGGGUCGGUCUCACUGUGCGAAAUGAAGUCUCAGACUUCAAUUUGGGUUUGUGUGGAAUUUUAGUAUUUAAGCCAUCAUGACUGAGCAUUGAUUUUGUGUCUGAAUAUAUUGUGUGCAUGUUUUUUUUUUUUAUUUAUAAGCUGCGAGUGUGUCAAUUUUUAUAUGUGUUGCGUGUCAGCGUGCUCAUUUUUUUAAGUUAAUGCAAGACGUUCAAUCCAUGCUGCCUUAUGUUUACAUUGCUCUCCACUCCGAACCCUUUAGCCUUAAACAAAGUGCAAUGCAGUAUUUUCCUUUGUCCCGUGUCUUCCUUACGUUUUUGGUGCCGCUUGUGUGGGUUUUGGGACAGAAACGGGAAGGCCCAGAUCUGGAACCCCUGAACUAAGUUCUCAACUUUAAAAGGGAAGAAGGUUGAUGCUUGUAACAACCCUCAAUGUUCCACAUACCCUGCAGUUCAUGGGGUAAAUUGCAUUUGUGGCGCCAACACCGGUUGUGGUCAAAAUGAUAUGAUCAUGAUAUAAAUGGUCAAUGAGUUAUGGUCAAUUAGUUGCGAAAAUGUUUUGCUUGAUGGCGACCGUGUUUUUCCAACCAAUCUUGCCCAAAUUUUACAGACGUGCUUGUCAGUCACUUAAAGGUGUUGAGCAGUGGUGAAAAAAUUCAAGUCAAUCCGACUUAUGGGGUCAAAAUCUGGGGUUUAAUAACAGCACCACCCAUGUGGUGUGUUUGUCAGGAAAAUAACAGCACAGGCAACACAGUAGGGGUGCGUGUUUUGACAAAAGGCUGUGUAGGGUCGUCUACGUCAUGGUAAUCGGCAAAGAUCGAGGCAACUGGACUCUUCCUGUUUGUUGAAGACGUUUCAGCUUUCGUCCAAAAAGCUUCUUCAUUCUUCAGGUGUUUUAGAACUGAAAAAGCCUGGGAAGAUUCUCAUUCAUCCAGGUGGAUGAUCCCAAAUGGACUGAACAGUUUGUCUUUGAAGACGUUUUGCCUCUCAUCCGAGCAGGCUUCAUCCGUUCACACUCAAUGACUUGGUGGGACAGCUCUAGUCUGACUAGAUCCCAGGACUAGGGCUGUCCUAGGUCCUAGGACUUGCUCUGUCUAGUCAGAUUAGAGCUGUCCCACCUAGUCAUUGGGUAUGAAUCGAUGAAGCCCGCUCUGACAAGAGGCGAAACAUCUUCUAAGACAACGCGUCCAGUUCAGUUGCGAUCGAUUCGAUGCACUGAGAAUACCACUAAAGAAGCGUUUGGGACAAAAGGUGAAAUGUCUUCGACAAACAGUUGCCUCAAUUCAACCUUUGCGGUUUUUGCCAAAUGUUCACCCUUUUGCGUGCAGUGGUUCAGGAGUACAAUAGAAGAUUUUGCUCUUACACAAGCAAUAUUCUCAAAGCCGGAAGCACAGAAUUGCCCGAAAUGACUUGCUAAGAUGAAGAAUUAAGACUGAGAGGGAUCUUAAGGUUCUUGUCCAACACAUGAUUUGGGAAUCAAGAUAAGGACACAAGGGCUUGCCUCCAAAUGGAAGACGCACAUGGGACACCAGAGUUCUGGUUGUAUGAAUAAUAGCACAAAAUACCCCUUUGGAAAUAGUCUCAGACUUGAACAGAGGACUUGUGAACAGUGGGUCUUUUUGUGACACGAAAGAACGUUCUAAUUUCACUCCUAUCUUGUUUUCGCUCCAAAAACCCAAAGUAACAAAAAAGCCAUUCUGAUGGAAUUUUUAUAUUCCUGCUGAGCAUUUCUUUUUAAAGGACGACCAUGCAAAUUGCGCUGCCAGGGAUGCAAAGCGUAUGAGGGGACAGAGCUUAAAAUCCACCGAAAUAGACAAGAUGGUCGUCGUAAUAAAUAAGUAAUAAAUGGGUAAAUUUCAGGUUUAUUCCACCCAUUGCAAGUACAAAAUAACCACGGCCGCUCAUGCCGUGAGGUGAACGCCGUUAUUAGCAUGAUUGCAUAAAAAGCUCACGCAUGGCCUCACGAGACGCUCCUGUGAAAGAAAUUCGGGCUGAGUCAUAGGCCAUCUGGAUAAGGGGGUUAAGAAAAGAAGGGCUAGCGGGGGGACUCCUGACGUAAUUAGAUCACUUGGAUGCCCCGCAAGGUCUCAACUGUGCCAAGCCAUGCUUAUGUGUGAAAGGGCUUAGCCGAGGGGUUGCAAGGGUUAGUUAGGGUUGCAAAGGUUAGCAGCGGUUGCGAGGGAUCCUGAGGACGGCAUUUUUCUUCCUUUUUUCUGUAUAAACUGACACAGAAUGAAGGGGCAAACGUUGCGCCUCUGGAGUUAGUAUUGGAGCACUAACACAGGUGGGUGAGCAACACUGGGGGCCAACUAGGAUCUCAGGGUCAGCCUGUGUCCGCCAGUGUCAUGUUUUAAGUGAUGCUAAAUAAAGAUGAGUGUGAUGGGAGCUUGAUAUGUAUGCUUGAAAACAAGAAUGAAGCGAGCACAAUGCAGCUAAUUAGCAAUGGAGUCUACGACCUUUCACCCGACGACACUCCUGUGAGUGUUUAUGGGUCAUCAUGGCGAUGCGUAGUACUCAACCAGACUACAUGUAAUGUAAUUAAACCUCAACAUGUGUGCGUGUGAGUUAAUACCCCGUUGAAGGGAUUUAGGGAUGAGGGGCUUGACUGAUGUGCUUCUGCUCUUGUUGAGUCAUCAUGCUUUCUCGGCCACACACACACACACACACACACACACACACACGGAAAGGUUAUGUCCUUGUCAUAAAACAGGGACACACACAUCGACGCCCUAAGGGGCUGGUGUGGUAUCUGAUGGUGUUGUCACCCUGCCAAGCACCGGCCCCAUUUAUCAAGUCAGGACCGCACGUGAGCUAACUGGACGGCCAAAUGCGACCCUAAAAACACGGCCACACACCAGCGGCGGGGGUUUAAAUGUCGUGUUACCCGGCGCUCACACCACAGAAGAAGAUCACAGAUGCUACUUGUGCUUCAGCAAAUGAGCCGUGGAAAAACAAUCUGUUUGUUGCCAAAUUGAUCACAGCCAAAAUGUGAAGUGUUUUGUGAUUUUGGAACAUACGCACACCUAAUAAAAAUGUCUAUUUUUACAUGAUUAAAAGUUGAAACUGAACCGAUCCCUGGUUCAAGCUUUAAGGCUCCAUCAAGAAGAAUAGUUUCCUACGUUUUUCCCACAUGAAGUGAUCCUCAUCUCCUCAAGUACAAAGACAAAUUUAGUGUUAGUGUGACAAGUGUGGCAGUAGUGAGCCUCACCACCUCCUCAAAAAAACAGAUUUUCUGGAGCAUAUUUUGUGUCAUCUUCUGCACACAUCAGACUUUUUCCAUCCUUGGGCCAAAAAAAAAUCUACUUUGCCUUUGACUCACGUUAGCAUAGCAGGGUUGAAAAAGAUGCUUUUCUUUAUUUUCCUCAAGCUGCCACGCCUCAGACU